This is a messenger RNA of Salvia hispanica, 873 nucleotides long. The record is from RefSeq and is a predicted model, not a curated record. Lineage: Eukaryota; Viridiplantae; Streptophyta; Magnoliopsida; Lamiales; Lamiaceae.
GCAUUCUAGGACAACCAAGCAAGCGUGCCAGCCUAACAGUGUACUUAAGGAAUCUUCUGAUUCAAAGAUCUAGGGAGAAUAGUCUGCCUGCAAAUCACGAGAUUAUCAAUUCAGUUCGUUUUCUUUGAGAAUCACAGUAUAGUAUUUAACAUCUUAUGGGAGAUGAUUGCAAGUUCUGAUGAAAUGUUGAAAAUCAGUGCUGCCAAUAUUCUGAAAGUCAUAGUACCAUAUAUUGACGAAAAGGUUGCCUCAGCUAAUGUUUUGCCUGCCCUUGUGACUCUUGGUUCUGACCAAAAUCUGAAUGUAAAAUAUGCCAGCAUUGAUGCAUUUGGUGCUGUAGCACAACAUUUUAAGAGUGAUGUGAUUGUCGACAAGAUACGUAUUCAGAUGGAUGCUUUUCUUGAAGAUGGAUCACAUGAGGCUACCAUUGCUGUGGUUCGUGCUCUUUUGGUAGCUGUGCCUCACACAACUGCUAGGCUCCGGGAUUAUCUAGUCUCCAAGAUUUUUCAGUUCACAUCAUCACCAUCCCUUUCAAGUGAUGUAACGAAGCGCAGAGACAGAGCCAAUGCCUGCUGUGAAGCAAUUCGUGCUCUUGAUGCAACAGAUCUUUCAGCAUCGACUGUCAGGGAUUUCCUACUCCCUGCAAUUCAGAAUCUACUGAAAGAUAUGGAUGCGCUCGAUCCAGCUCAUAAGGAAGCUCUCGAGAUCAUAUUCAAGGAAAGAUCAGGUGGAACAUUUGAUGCUUUUAGCAAGGUGAUGGGAGCUCAUUUGGGCCUUUCUUCAGUGAGCAGUUUCUUCAGCGACAGUGGGCUACUGGGGAAAAAGGAAACCGGAGAUUUGGGGACUCCGGUGCCGGUCACAAUUGAGAAAUGA